Messenger RNA from Orussus abietinus, 3299 nucleotides. RefSeq names its product nose resistant to fluoxetine protein 6. Gene Ontology annotation, molecular function: acyltransferase activity, transferring groups other than amino-acyl groups. Lineage: Eukaryota; Metazoa; Arthropoda; Insecta; Hymenoptera; Orussidae. The record is from RefSeq and is a predicted model, not a curated record. The transcript has 12 exons. The coding region runs from base 1 to 2451 and encodes 816 amino acids.
AUGCCGAUGAGGGAAGGCGGUAGAAUGGGUUAUCUCGCGCGAUACGCCAUCUUUUUCUUAGGCCUGUGUUGGGUCGUUCAGCCCUCGGUUUCGGGGAACGAAACUAAUAUUCUCAGGCUGAGCAAACCCUCCAGGAUAUCGCACGAUGGGGGGAAAUUGGAGAUCUUGGACUCUGCCGAUGGCUCCAAAAAUGAAAGCAGGACUCCUAGCAAACCCCUCGUCGAGUUCAGCAAGAACAACCCGGAACUCGACUGGAAGAAUCAGCUGCACAUGGUCGCGAACCACGAUCAAGUGCCCAGGGACCUUGACGUCGAUUUCAUGAGGGAGGAACUUCAGAAGACUGGAAACAGCAUCCAGUGGCUGGCGGAUCUUUACGACCCUCUGAAGUGGACCAGGGUACCCGGGAACCUCGGAGAGUCCUGCAGGAGAGACAUGGAGUGGUAUCUGAGGGCUCUCGGAAGGGGACAUCUAUGGGCGGCCAAGAUGUCGGAUGCCAGCGGUCGUUACUCCUCCCAAUUCCAUUUUGGAAACGGCUUUUGGCUCGGCUCGAGCGCGCUCUGCAAGGAGCUCAACACCACCGUGUCCCCGCAUCCAACGGGUGACGCGGAAGACGCUCCUCCGUAUCCCCUCAGAUUCCACGUGGCCAGAUUGUACUUGACCUUACCCAACGACCUGAUGCAAUCGACUCGGCAAGUAUUUCUGGGACUCUGUCUGCCGGGGACGUGCGAUCGGACUUCCUUGAUGUCACUCCUCAGGGCUUCUGCCGACAGAGUAGAGCGAGAGGGAAACGCAACUCACGCAACGGGUGGUCCUAAAGUUCACAUAGUCGCUAUCAAAUCAAUCCCAUCGAAUGACUAUCACAUGACAUCGGAUCCGAAAUUCUACAUUUUGUUGGGCAUCGGAUGCACCAUCCUAUUUCUCAUGCUCUGCGCCUCGAUAUACCAGAAUAGGGGAACGGAACAGGGAAGGGACAUCGAAUCGCCGUGUGCACGGAACAACAACGAAAGGAUCAACAGUUUCCCAGACCGGAACAUCCCUGAAGAGCGGAGGAUCACGAUGGUCCAGGAAAACGGCAAGGGGAUGACGAAAAAGAGCAACAAAUCGGAGAAGACGCAGACUGCGGAUGUCGCAAAGCCCCAGGUGGAGAGAGGGUUCUGGGUCAGGUUCCUGCUGGCUUUCGACCCAGUCGCGAAUGGCAGCAAGAUUUGCAGCACCGAGCUUGCUCCUGAAGACAGCCUCACCUGUCUUCAUGGUCUCAGGUUCCUGUCUCUCUCAUGGGUCGUCAUGGUCCACACUUACCUGCAAGUAUUUUCCAUAGCAGAGAACAAGACACUGCGUACUGUGACCGAAAGGAAUUUCAUGUUCCAGACCAUCAGCAACGCCACCUUUUCCGUCGACACGUUCUUCUUCAUAAGUGGUUUGCUGGUCACCAUUAUUUAUUAUCGGUCCCAGAGAGAUGCGAGGAAUGACAAAAAGAAUUUCAUGGCAUCCGGCUUCAUGAAGUUCGUCGUCAUGAUCGUGUAUAGAUUCGUCAGAUUGACGCCUGCCUACCUUUUCGUCCUCGGGCUGAACGAGAUUUUUAUGAAGCAGGCUAUGUCAAGAACGGUCUUUUCCCCUGCGAUUUUCGAUCACAUAAAUUGCGAGAAGUUCUGGUGGAGGAACGCGCUCUAUAUUAACUCACUUUAUCCUCGCACGGAAAUGUGCAUGCUGUGGAGUUGGUACAUGGCGAACGACACGCAAUUUUAUGUUUUGGGGAUCUUCCUCUUGAUCCUGUCUAUCAAAUUCUUCAAAUUCGUCGCUGUCAUCAUAUUUUUCUUGGUGACUUCCUCUUGGUUCACUACCUUUACGAUCGCCUAUAAAAAUGAUUACAUAGCCAGGAUCCAGGAACCAUUCGCGCUUUUCGACGAGUUGUACGACAAGCCAUGGUUGAGGGUAGGUCCCUACUUUGUCGGCGCCAUUACCGGAUAUAUCCUCUUCAAGACUGACUGCAAAUUCCGCAGUCCUCUGAUAAUCCGAGUGAUAGGCUGGCCCGUGUCGCUGGUCGUGAUGUUCUCCGUUGUCUAUGGACUUUAUCCAGGAAAUAUGACAGUCUUUUUGAGCUCCAUUUAUGCAGCUCUUGCACAUACAGCUUGGGCCUUGGCUGUAGCUUUCAUAGUCUUCCAAUGUUGCACCGGAUCAGCUGCUCUUAUCAAUAAACUAUUGUCGUUGAGGCUGAUGUAUCCUCUAUCUAGGUUGACUUACUGCGCCUAUUUGGUGCACCCUGUCAUCAUGAUGAUCACCAGCAACAAAAUGGAUGGACCCUUGCACCUGCACAAUGAUCUCGUGCUGAUCGUCUUCUUCGGGAACCUGGUGGCUUCUUAUCUGAUGUCGUUCUGCAUUUCCAUCGCUCUGGAGGCGCCGAUAGUGAACUUGCUGAAAACCGCACUGAUGGGGAAGAAGCGGGCGAGGUAGAAACCAAGUCGACGGUUUUCGCACGUCCAUUUAAGCGCAAGAUUCGCCUCGGAUUCGAAAUUCGAUUUUGCGCCCGGAAUCGAAAUGGACCACCACCAACGUUGCCUGUAUCUGCAGCGAAGCCCAAACGGAAAAUGGUGCUCGUGAACGCAGAUUUCAACAUGGCUCGGUCAGAUGCAAAUGUAAUGGGAUGUUGACCGCACGCGGCACGAAUCCGCGGUUUCCGCAACGCGUCCGAUAACGCACCGAAAAUGGCCCGAUGUCAGUGCGCUUCGAUGACAGCCUUGACAGCUUGUCAAUGAAGAGUUAAAACGGCCGAAAAGUCGAGCCUUUUCGGGAAAUCAGGAUUCCAAUAUGGCCGCCAAUUUUGCCACCGAUGCGCGACCUUAUAAUUUAAAGCCUUAUUCGGAGCCUCGUAAUUUAUGCGCGCCCCGGGAAGAAUUUUGCCCCCUUAAUUAAAGGCGACCCGACGUACGUAUCACGAAAAUUAAGACGUAAAUUUAAGGAAACCUAGAGAAAAUAAGCUAUCUCGAUGAUACCCUGAAAAGAACGCCAUCGAACCGAGAGAAUGUUUCUUUGAAUAGUACCAAAGAAAUAUUUUCAUAAUUCAAAGAAUAUUGAGUGGAAAGAAAACUCGAAUAAAGUGAAUGCCACGUUUCCUCGGAAUUGUGGCUAUUUAUUCUUUGGGUUAAUAAAAUAUUUCCUUGGUUUAGUAACAUUUGUGUUUCUCAGUGCAGGAAAAGUCGAUUAUCUAUGUGAUGGAGAGAAAUGAGAUCGAGCGAUUUAAUUAGGAAGGGCUUAAUGACCUAGGGGGGAGAUUUCCUCCUUUUUAUCUCUUAUCACCUUGC